AAGCUGCUCAGUACGAAGUGCUCACUCACCAUAUCGUGCGACACUAUUGAAACAUCAGACUUGAAGUUGUGAACAGUUUUGAAUCUGAUCGGUACGUGUAUGCGGCUCAUCGUAUAUAACCUACCCAGGAUUUCACGCUAUGCAAUCCUGGUUUUGAUUGAUUUCUCUACCUUCGCUCUUCGAUAUACUCUACCAGCAAACAAUAUAACUUCAGAAUAAGCACACACUGUUCCACUUACAGUUUUCAAAAGAAUGGGAGGGCUUCUAUCCUCACCUAAAACUGACAAAUACAAUGAAACUGGUUGUGGCAAUGGACUUCGAUACGGGAUCUCCAGCAUGCAAGGCUGGCGUCUUUCAAUGGAGGAUUCUCACUGUGCCAUAACACAACUUCCUGGGAAUCUUAAGGAUUGGUCGUUUUUUGCUGUUUUUGAUGGCCAUGCUGGUGCCUUGGUAUCAGAACUCUGUGCCACAGAGCUGUUGAAGUGUAUUGUGGAUACUGAGGAGUUCAAGAAAAUCAAUCCUGACUUGGCACCUAGUUUACAAGAAGUAGAACGUGGCAUUCGCGAUGGUUUCUUAUCUUUGGAUGAUCGUCUUCGACACCUUCCUCAACUUGCUAGCGGUGAAGAUAGAUCAGGAUCCACUGCUGUCUGUGUGCUCAUAACACCUAAACAUAUUUUCUUUGCCAAUUGUGGCGACUCUCGUGCCAUACUCAUUCGAAAAGGUAAAGUUGCCUUUGCUACAGUUGAUCAUAAACCUGUAAAUCCAAAUGAGAAACAGCGUAUACAAAAUGCCGGUGGUUCCGUUAUUAUACAACGAGUAAAUGGUUCUCUUGCGGUUUCUCGAUCAUUAGGGGAUUAUGCCUUUAAAGCUGCUAAAGAUUUAGGUCCUACGGAGCAACUUAUAUCCCCAGAACCUGAAAUCACUGUUGUUGAUCGUGAUAAAGAUUUAGAUGAAAUUAUCGUUUUAGCCUGUGACGGUAUUUGGGAUGUUUUAACUAAUGAAGAACUUUGUUUACUUUUGCAAAAUCGCAUGCGAUGUGUUGAUGACUUAUCAAUGAUAUGCAAUGAAACUAUUGAUAUGUGUUUGUAUAAAGGGAGUUCCGAUAAUAUGAGUAUGGUUCUAGUGGCAUUUGAUCCUGCUCCUCGAGUAGAUCCUACUUCUAAAACGGAAGAUGAAAAUUUAGAAUCUGUUUUAGUACAACAUACUAAAGAAUUUUUGGAAAAGCAUAGCAAAACUGAAGUAACAACUGAAAUGGUUGUAGAAGAUUUACAAGCAUCUGUUGGCAGUUUGCCAUCUUCUGGAAAUUGGCUUUGCAAGAUUGGCAAAAUCCAAGAACUGAUUGAUUCUCAUCGUCUGGCUUAUUCAAAUCGUGGGAUUGAGAACCGAUGAACUCAUAUACUUUCUUAUCCUUCAUUCUCUCAUCUUUUUUAUUCUUUCUCUUAAAUGUAUCGAUUGCUUGUGUUACGUUUAUGCUUUGUAUGUAUGUAUGGGUGUUUGUAAAUAUGAUGAAUAUACUUGAGCUAAUCUACUCUUGUCUGGUUUUCAUAUGCUUAAAUGAAUAUUCUUAAAUUGUUGCUUAUAGAUCUAGUCACUCGCUGUUUAAUCAAUUGAUGGAAAGUUGUUAAUGAUGAUACUAUAGGGUUUGUACAUUUCAUCUUGUUGAAUUAUAUUCAUUUCCAUUUCCAAUCAAUAUUUCCGUCAUAUAUAUAUACUUCAUGCUCAAUAUAUCUUUAUUUUCCUUCCUUUCUAUUCACCGAAGUAUGUGUAUUAUCUUCAGUCUAUCAAACGAUAAUGUGCAGUAUUAUAUAUAUUUAUAUAUCUAUUUUUCUCUAUUUCUCCAUUUUCUUUUCACAUAUUUGUGUAAUAUAUUUCAUGUGGUUUCAUUUGAUCCUAACAGUAGUAGAAUAACGGUAAUAGUAAUAGUAUUUAUGAUUAUUAUUAUUUUUUAUGAUACUGUUGAAUUUGUACAUGAUCAGCAAAAAGAAAAAAAACACAAGUUGGUACUGCAUUUAUUUAUUACCAUUUUCAUAUUCAUAAAUUUAUAGUUUUGAAUGAGGCUAGAUUGUUUUUUUUGUUGCUACUUGGUAAUUAAUGUUGAUGUUUUGUUUCACUCAUGUUAACGUAAUUUCUAUAAUUUGUUUCUUUUAUGUUGCUAGAGGAAAAUUAACCCAGAGAUAUUCAAUAUUAUGCUUGUGUGCGUGUAUGUGAAUAAAUAUGAAUCUAAUCAUUUAAAGUCAAAGAUAUUUUUCUUUCUAUACAAAUAAGUCAUUCAUUGGUCUCAAUGUUGUCUCAUUUAAAUAUUGUUAUGAGCACUAGAUGAUCAAUAAUAAUACAAGUAGUGUUGAACAUAAGAAUUAUUGAAUAUCCGGUACUGUUUAUUCUUUUAUUAAUUAUUAUUUAGUAAAUAUGUUUACAUAUACAGAGGAGAGUAUGUAGUUAUAACAAACUGAACAAUACUAGCCAUGGGUUUACAAAAAAAAAUGAGUAGGUCCUAUAUUGUGCUUUUUUUCCAAUGUUGUACUCAAUAAAUAUGUAUCUUCAAUAUGAUAAUAUUUUGAUGCACCAAUGCCAACUUAUAUGCAUUUAAUUUGUUGAUAUAUUUUUCUUUUGUUUUUUUUAUUUAUUUAUUUACAUUGUUAUAUAAGAUGAUUAAUUAAUAACAAACUGUAUGUAACAGAAUAUUUGUAUUUGUAGUAAGCUAUUUGUAACCAGUUUUGAAGAUGAAAACUUAAUGUUUCAUUAAAAUAUUUGUUACGCGUAAAUUUAUUCACAUUAAACAUGUGUAACAGAUUUUCUUUUUGUUUUAGUGAUAUCUGGAACCUCGUUCAUUUUUAUGCAUAGGUUGUUUUUCCUUAUAUUGGGCAGUUCAAAGUUUCUGUUAGUUUUCAUUUCGUUUAAUUCACUUAAGAAUUUCACAUGAAUUUUGGAUAUUAAUUCGUUUAGUUGGUAAUUACAUAGUCGUUCAAUGAAUUUAUCAUUAAAUGGUGUAAAUCAUAACAAGACAGCUUAGUGCUCUUUUUUUUCAAUAAACAGAUUUCACAUUGACUAGACUUAUAUACUAUCAAGAAUAACGAUAAGUUAUCAGCUUUUCAAGUUAUUAUAUUGACUACUAAAAUUCCUAGUUAUAUCAACUGCACUGAAUAUUCAAAGAUAAAAUUAAGUUAUUAUUUACUGUACGAUAUUUCUGUAGUUCACCACAUAUGUACGAAUAAAGUAACCAUGUAUCAUGAAAUAGUUAAGUCAGUUUAGUGAAUUCAUGGUAAGAGCUAAAUACAAUGUCUAAUAUUACAAAUAGAGAAGAGUUAUGAAAAGAAAGAGGUAUUUUUUGGAACAGAUUAUUUUGAAUUUGUCAUUUGCAUCAUGUUUUAAUUUUGAGUAAAAUAGCAUUGAUAACCUAGAAGCGCUAGAAAGCUAUUGUCUUCUAUUUUGGGACUUCUUUUCAGUGACCACCGACAACUCUUCCAGGAAUCAGACAGAAGUUAUCCAGACCCCACAAGAUAUGAGUCAUCUUCAAACCAGAGAUGACAAAUAGCUUUCGUAUUUGUAUACUUAUAAACAAACAGUAUAAAGCUUAGAAAGUUCCUAGUAAUCUUUAUUAAAUGUUAAAUUUCAUAAGAACACAUUUGUGAUGCGGAGAUAUUAUACUAUGGAAAAUGACGAUUUUCUUAGUUCCAUCGACUAUCUUUGUUUUCGCAUAAUACUACCUAGUAUUCAUUCAACGAAUUGUUUUUUAGUUGAUCUCUUUUGUUUAUUGUCCAGUAAUUAGUAAUAGGAAAGUGUUAUGCAAG
Messenger RNA from Schistosoma haematobium, 3788 nucleotides. Its product is annotated as Protein phosphatase 1A. The transcript has 7 exons. NCBI's taxonomy places the organism in Eukaryota, Metazoa, Platyhelminthes, Trematoda, Strigeidida, Schistosomatidae. Gene Ontology annotation, cellular component: cytosol; nucleus. Gene Ontology annotation, biological process: protein dephosphorylation; negative regulation of stress-activated MAPK cascade. The record is from RefSeq and is a predicted model, not a curated record. Gene Ontology annotation, molecular function: manganese ion binding; protein serine/threonine phosphatase activity; magnesium ion binding. Bases 253 to 1389 code for a protein of 378 amino acids.